Cannabis sativa is the source of this 2131-nucleotide messenger RNA. RefSeq names its product pentatricopeptide repeat-containing protein At5g15340, mitochondrial. NCBI's taxonomy places the organism in Eukaryota, Viridiplantae, Streptophyta, Magnoliopsida, Rosales, Cannabaceae. The record is from RefSeq and is a predicted model, not a curated record. The coding region runs from base 140 to 2050 and encodes 636 amino acids. The transcript has a single exon. Gene Ontology annotation, molecular function: RNA binding; zinc ion binding; protein binding. Gene Ontology annotation, biological process: RNA modification.
ACAAAAAUCACAAUUAGUCCAAAUUUACCUUGAAUUUCUCAGCAUAAGAUGUGCUACAAAGUAUAGUGUUAAAAUCAAAAUCUGAACUAUGUUUUACUUUUCAUAAAACAAAGUCAGCCUUUGGUAUUUGGUAAACCUCAUGAGAUGGCCAAUCAACUAUGCCUUCUCUUCACUCUCUAUUCACCGCUUACGUCAUCUUAUUCGACAAUGCUCACGCCAUCACUCCUCUCCCGACCUCGCCACCAAACUCCACGCCCUUCUCAUAACCACCGGCCUCCUCGCCUUCCGAGACACUUUUCUCGGCAACGCCCUCCUUCACCUUUACGCAGCUCGUGGCAGUUUCACCUAUGCGCACCAACUGUUUGAUGAAAUUCCCAACUCACACAAAGAUGCUGCUGAUUGGACUGCCCUGAUGGGCUGCUUUGCUCUUCAUGGAAUUCCCCAAAAUGGGCUUCGUUUAUUUGUUGAGAUGAGAAGAGAAGGAGUGAGAGUUGAUGAUGUGGCCUUGGUUUGCGUUUACAAGACUUGUGCUUUGUUGGGUAAUGUUGAGUUUGGUAAAGGAAGCCAUGGUUUUUUGGAGAAGAUUGGUUUGAGUUCUAGUGUUAAAGUUUGUAAUGCUGUUAUGGAUAUGUAUGUUAAGUGUAGGCUGUUGAGUGAAGCCAAAAGGGUGUUUGAAAAUAUGGAUGAAAGGAGUGUUGUGUCUUGGACUGUAAUUUUGGAUGGUGAGGUUAGUUUGGGAAGUGUUGGAAGUGGGAGAAUGGUGUUUGAUGUGAUGCCAGAGAAGAAUGAGGUUGCUUGGACUAUCAUGCUUGUUGGCUAUAUUGCCAAUGGAUUUACUCGUGAUGGGUUUUCGCUUCUUGUUGAAAUGGUUUUCGGUUGUGGUUUGGAACUGAAUUAUGUUACACUUAGUUCAACAUUGUCUGCUUGUGCAUUGUCAGGGGAUUUAAUGAUGGGCAGGUGGGUUCAUGUGUAUGCACUUAAAACAAUGGAGAAGAAGGUAGAUAUAAUGGUGGAGACAGCUUUGCUUGAUAUGUAUGCAAAAUGUGGUAGAGUAGACACUGCAAGGAAAGUUUUUGAUAACUUGUCAAUAAAAAAUGUUGUGGCAUGGAAUGCUAUGCUUAGUGGUUUAGCUAUGCAUGGUAGGGGUAAAGCUGUCUUGGACUUGUUUCUUCAUAUGGUUAAAGAAACCAAGCCAGAUGAUUUAACCUUUACUUCAUUGUUAAGUGCUUGCAGCCACUCAGGCCUUGUUAAAGAAGGUCAAUAUUACUUCUAUAAUCUUGAAUUACUAUAUGGCAUAAGGCCUAAGAUAGAACAUUAUGCCUGUAUGGUGGAUCUUUUAGGCAGGGCAGGUCAUUUAGCAGAGGCUGAGGUUUUAAUUCGAAAAAUGCCAAUGCCUCCAAAUGAAGUUGUACUGGGUUCUCUUCUUGGAUCUUGCAGUAUCCAUGGAAAGUUAGAGCUAGGUGAACGCGUCAUAAAAGAGCUAAUUCAAUUGGAUCCUCAUAACACAGAGUACCAUAUAUUGCUUUCGAAUAUGUAUGCUUUAGAAGGAAAGCGAGACCAGGCGAAUUGCCUUAGGCAUGUUCUUAAGAACAAGGGUAUAAGAAAGGCUCCAGGAAUAAGCUCAAUUUAUGUUAAGGGCCAAGUUCAUCAGUUCUGUGCAGGAGAUAAGUUCCAUCCACUGAUCACAGAGGUUUAUGCCAUGUUGGAUGAGAUGAUUCGAAGAUUGAGAUUGGUGGGUUAUGUUCCCAAUACCGCUUCUCAAGUUUUUCAUGGUUGUGAUACUACUGGGAAGAAUAACACAUAUGAUGAGGUAGAGGAGAUAGAACAGGCAUUGUUCUCUCACAGUGAGAAACUGGCUUUGUGUUUUGGGCUCUUAACCACAAGAGCUGGCUCACCACUUUAUAUCUUCAAGAAUUUACGGAUAUGCAUAGACUGUCAUUCAGCUAUGAAGAUAGCUUCCACUGUUUACAAUAGAGAAAUUGUUGUGAGAGAUCGAAACCGUUUCCAUUGUUUCAAGCAAGGUUCUUGUUCUUGUUCUGAUUAUUGGUAACUAACUUUUAUUAUACUAAUGUAAAGCUUGGUUAUGUUGAUUAAUCCAUGGUAACUAAAUUUAUUUCCAAUGAAUCAAAAA